AUCUAGAUUGGGCUAAAGCAUAGAAGAACUAGGAAAGUAAAAAUCAUCAUUCUUGGGCUCAGCCCUGCCAUGCACGUUCGUACAAUCCUGUACUUCUUUACAGCGACCAAAAACUGCGGUGUCUCCUUAAAGUCUCAGAAAACAAGGGGAAUUCUGCAACUGCAAUGCAGCUGUUUUGAUUCGCAGAAUAUUGCAGGUAAAUAAGGAUGUCUAGCACGUCAGUUCCAAAGAUGAAAGCCACUUGGACGCCCACUUUGCACAAAACAUUUCUUGAUUUGUGUUUGGAAGAGACCACGAAAGGGAACAAACCAGGUACUUAUUUCACCAAGGCUGGCUGGAUGAAUAUUGUCGAAUCAUUUCACAAACAGUCUGGUAUAAGGUAUGAGAGGAAACAGAUAAAAAAUCAUUGGGAUUUCACUAGAGAGCAAUGGAGAACUUGGUGCAAGCUUGUUCAAGAUAGUAGCAUGAAGUGGGAUCCAGAGACCAACUCGUUUGGUGCAAGUGAAGAAGAUUGGGCCACCUAUUUAAAGGACAAUCCAGAUGCUGCUCCAUAUAGGUUUAAGGAGCUUGAUCACAUUGACAUAUUGAAAAUCAUCUAUAGUGCUGAAGUGGUGCAGCAUCCCAAUAGGCGUAAGAGGCGGAGUGAGAGUUCAGAUGCCUCUCUUUCACAGACAACAGAGCCAGGCAUGGAGAAACAGGAGAAGAAAAAACCUCGUGAAAGAAUUUCAAGCGAAAAGAGCACGUUGACAUCUUCACAUCACAAAGAAAAGGCUUGUUGGACUCCUGCCUUCCAUGACAUUUUUGUUGACCUUUGUCUAGAACAGAAGUUAAAUGGAAAUAAACCUGGGACACAUUUUACAAAAGAAGGCUGGAAGAACAUUGUUGAGUUGUUUAACCUAAAGGCUGGAGUAACAUAUGACAGAAUACAAAUUAAGAAUCAUUGGGAUGCCACUAAAGAACAAUGGAAAGUAUGGUGUAAGCUAGUUGGAACCGAUAACAUGAAAUGGGAUCCCAUUACCUGUAAAUUUGGUGCAACUGAGGAAGAUUGGCAGAACUAUUUACAGGCAAACCCUGAAGCUACACAAUUUAGGUUUAAGGAACUGCAGCAUGCCGAUAAAUUGGAAAUGAUCUUUGAUAGAUCAGUGAAUACUGGUGAAUCAGAUACUCCAACCCAGCACAGAAGACUAAAUGAUAAUUCUCCAUCAUCACUUUGGCUUGUAGAUGGCCAGGGCACAAUACAGCUGACGGUGAACAUGGAAAACCACUAUGACACUCCUGAACCAAGGAGUGCUGUUUUAGUCGAGAAAAGUCCUGUUGAACUUCAGCGCAUGAAUUUCAAGCCUAGUUAUAGCAUUGGGGAAUGCAUUGAGUGUCUAGAUGGAAUGGAGGAGGUACAACAAGGAAGUGACCUGUAUUUAUUUGCACUAGAUCUAUUCCUUGAGAAGAAAUACCGGGAAAUUUUCCUUCAAUUGAAGAAUCCUAGUGUAAGAAUAGCAUGGUUGCAGCGGCUGCAGGCUUUUGCUCCACCUUUACAUUAGGAAUUUAGGAUCCAUCUGAAUUUCCCUCCACUUAUCCUUCUGAUACAAACAUUAAUUUUUUUUAUUUUUUUUAUUAUUUUUACAAUUAAACAUAAAUAUCUAUAUGCUUUUUUUGAAUCUUGGGUGAUAUGCUCAAUGAAGUUUAUCAAUUAUU
Molecule: messenger RNA, 1692 nt
Organism: Rubroshorea leprosula
Lineage: Eukaryota; Viridiplantae; Streptophyta; Magnoliopsida; Malvales; Dipterocarpaceae
Source: the annotation of a GenBank genome assembly